Messenger RNA from Pezoporus occidentalis (night parrot), 3484 nucleotides. Its product is annotated as E3 ubiquitin-protein ligase RNF170-like. Gene Ontology annotation, molecular function: ubiquitin protein ligase activity. NCBI's taxonomy places the organism in Eukaryota, Metazoa, Chordata, Aves, Psittaciformes, Psittacidae. The transcript is spliced from 5 exons. The record is from RefSeq and is a predicted model, not a curated record. Bases 1440 to 2405 code for a protein of 321 amino acids.
UUAAAUUUUAACCUGUUACUGCUUGUCCUAUCACUGCAGUCCCUAAUGAAGAGUCCCUCUCCAGCAUCCAUAUAGGAUAAAUCUUAGACUAACAUUAGGUGUUAAAAAUGAUAUUAAGAAAAUUGUAUGGAAAAUCUUGACUUGAGUAUCUUAAUAUAAUACAAUGGGAGUUCUGUGUUGUGAAGUAUGAGGAAUUCUUCAGCUUCCCUCUGUCUCACAGACUUGUGAACAGACUCAUUUCAAACCUCACCAGUGAGACCAGCAUGAAUCCUGAAGGAACUUCAUACUUGAUCUACUGUGCUAGAUUUGUGGCAUGCCCUAAUUUGCAGCUAAUCAAGUUACUAAAACAUGAUGCUUCUGGUGACAAGUGGUGCAAGUUCACCCCAUUUCUCCCAUAGCAGAGAUGUUUCUGGCAGAGAAGCCUGAUUUCCAUAUGCUCCCUAGAAACCUACUUCCAUUGUCCCCUUUUGAUUCAUCAAAGCUGCUUUACAGUAUCAGUAUCCUAUUAUGAAAUAAUAGUUCUUAUGGGCACUCUCAAAGUUUCUGGCCUAAAACCAUGGAACCAUAGAACAGUUUGUGUUAGAAGGGACCUUAAAGCUUAUCCAGUUCCAAACCCCUGCCACAGGCAGGGACAUCUUCCACUAGAGCAGCUUGCUCCAAGCCCCAUCCAACCUGGCCUUGAACACUGCCAGGGAUGGGGCAGCCACAGCUUCUCUGGGCGCCCUGUGCCAGCACCUCAGCACCCUCACAGGGAAGAGCUUCUGCCUAAUGUUACCAGGAAUGACAAUUUUAAUUGUGCUGUUUGUAAUUACAUGUAAAACUACCAUAUGAAAGGAAGCUCCUUAAAAAUCUGUUGGUUUAGGCAAAGUCACCCUAAAUACUUCAUUUUGUUAAGACUCUUUAAUGCCAUCUAAAACUCAAAGCCUUAUGACACAAAAUACUAACUGCCAUGAUCACUACUUCAAUCUCUAAUUCAAUCUGCUAGUUCAAAUGUUCAAAGGCUGGCUCAAGAUUUUGGAAGGGGUAAAUUAAUUCUGGCAGACUUAAAGCUAUGUCAGAUAUCAUCUGUCUUCUGUUUCUAUCAGAUCCAGCUGGGUGGUCCCCUGGAAACCAGGCUACAGACAGCUUGAACACCAGUUUGAGUGCUUGGACUCAAUAAAUCAGAGAUUUUAUUAUGUGCACAUAAGCUAUUAGAAAUAAAUGAAAAAUCUGGCAUGUUUUUCCUAGCCUAUCUACUCAGGACAAGACUAAGCCACUCAUAUCUCUGCUGAAGGUGACCCCAAGCAUCUUUUUCCCCAAAAUGCUCUAUUAAUGUAAGAAUGGCUAUACCACGUCACGCAAAAGCCAGCUUGCCUGCUCUGCAGCAAUGGAUGCCUACAGAAGAAUAAAGAAACAUGAAUGAUGCUUCUGCAGAAUACUCUUUCAUUCUUUAGCAACUGAUGCUUCAGGAACUUCCUCAGUCAGAGCUAUUACCUUUGCAUUUAAUAGUAUUUGAUGCCCUGUACCUCUUGAACUCAGAAAUUUCUAGCAUCCCUAAGAACGCCCACUGCUUAACUGUAUGUGUAAAGAACUGCCUAGUUCUGUGCUGUCAAUACAGGAUCAUUUCCUGGUUCUUUGCUCUAAUUCAUAGUCCUAACUCUCAGAGCUUGAGCAUUUUCAAGGUCUCAACAGGAACCCGCACCCAGCUGAUGCUUCACGUGGUAGCUUACCUCAGCAGCCAGAACUGCUAUCAGAUAGCAACGCAGCAACAUUCAGUUUUCCCAAUUUCAGAACAGCACAAACUCUGUUUCUGCAGACUUGCUUUUGAAUCCCUCCAAAUUUGGCAAUCUUGUAAUCACAGUGACUUCAGCUGCCCCAUCUGUCUCCAGACAGCUACUCUCCCAGUAGAAACCAACUGUGGACAUUUAUUCUGUGGUUCCUGUCUGAUCACCUACUGGAAACACAGUCCCUGGUUAGCAGCAAUAACCUGCCCUCUCUGCAGACAAAAGGUGGUUCUUCUGGAUAGCAUCUCUUGUGAAAAGAAACAUGAUAAGCCAAGUAAACAAAUUGUACAUGACAUUAGAGAUUACAACAAGCGCUUCUCAGGGCAACCUCGACCUUUUGCAGAUUACCUUUAUGACAUGCCCUUAUUCCUGACUCUUGCCUUGCGAGGAAUCUUCACCUGGGGUGUUCUGGUAUGGCUUUUUUUCCUGCGAGUUGCUGUUUGCUCCUUUGGAACUAUCAUAUGCUUGUCUUCCCCAUUUGACAUGAAGCCUGGGCCUCUCUGUAGGACACUUGGAACCGCUGAUGACAUGGUGGUUGUUUCCCUUCUUUUAAUUUGCAUGAUAAACAUAUGUCAGCAAAUUGCACCUAAUGGGGUGAGUGUGGCAAGGUCUGCAGCUCAGAGCAUGCUGUCAGAAGCCUGACUGACUCAAACUUGGAUUCCUUGGUCAAAGUUCACCAAGCAGUGACAGGUUUCUCUUUUAUUUGGGGCAGAAGAUGAUAAUUUGUCAUUAUGCCUCUGACAAAGGCUGAAGCAGGACUCAGCAAUACUUGGCAUGGCCAAAUGAUUCAAUGUGCAAGCAUUUAGAAAGCAAGUUUUACUCUGGAUACUUGCUGGACUCUUUCAUGCUACAUUUUUCUUUAACUUACCUUCAUACAAAGUGCCUGAGUUGAAAAUGCCUAAAGCUAUGAAUAAAGCUUAAAAUUAACAAUGCCAAACAACUUGCAGUUGAAGAGUUUUAGAACUCUUGAGCUUUAACAUUUUACACCUUGGCUCCAUUUGAAUAAAAUCUUAAUUUGAGAAUUUAGCAAACUGUGUAAUUUGCUAAGGCUUGUAUAACACAAGGAAUGUUAGAUGGUAUCGCUACAGAAUCUUGUAUCAGUGCUCUGUGUUAUCACAGGUGAUUACACAUCCACAGGAAUACAGAUUUCUUACAGCUCUGCAAUGAGAAUAGCCCUGAUUUUAAAAUGGAUAAUAUGGAACUGGUAAUAACACUGGCUUGCAACACAAAUGCAUCUAUGAAGUAGAGGUAUUACAAGGGGAGGAAAGCAUUAAAAGUCAUGCAAGGAAUGUGAACAAAUCUCUUUUUCAUAUAAGUCUAUGCAAGGUACAUUGCUUCCUUUUGAACUCUGUGCCUCUGAGCUUCAACAACGUCAGCAUGACAACUUGUUUCUUUUCUAGACUUCAUACACUCCUUGUGAUUGCCUUGUAAGUCUUGUGCCAGUUCAGCCAGAGAGGUCAAGGCCGAUUUGAUGAUGAUUCUAUGAUAUAAAUAGGAGGAAGGUUAUGGAAAGGUUGCUGAAGUUGGGGGGUGUGUGUGUGCAUGUCUGUGUGUGUUGGAGCUGCAGAGUUAAAAAGGUUGGCGCAGUGCCAGACCCCCCUACUCAUCUGUCCCUGUACAAUCUGUACAUUUGCUAUGUGUUUGGAGUCAGUGGACUUUAUGUAUGAAUUGUAUAUUAAAAUAAAUGCAUUAAAAUUUAUAAAUAUUUAUUGUUCACAAUA